Ostrea edulis (European flat oyster) is the source of this 1861-nucleotide messenger RNA. RefSeq lists its product as uncharacterized. The transcript is spliced from 8 exons. Bases 97 to 1764 code for a protein of 555 amino acids. Lineage: Eukaryota; Metazoa; Mollusca; Bivalvia; Ostreida; Ostreidae. The record is from RefSeq and is a predicted model, not a curated record.
CACAUGUAUAUCCAUUGUAUGAAUAGAAAUAAGGAAAUUCUGUAUUUAAAAACGGGGGAAGAACAUUCACCACGAUAAAUGAAAUUAUCAUCAUAAAUGGCUGGAUUAAAACACACAAUAACAUUCAUUACUGCUCUUUGUUGGGGGUCAGUCGUAUCCGUAAAUAUCAAUUGGAGCAAAGCGAUGAACAUCUGUAUACUAGCAGAUCAACAGCCUUCAUCUGAGGACAAUGCUACAAAGAAUGGUUCUUGGUUGGGCAAAGUGAAAUAUUCGUUCCCUUGGGGUACCGGGAUUUUGCAGAUACAGAAGGUCAACAAAAAUAAUACGUGUUCAGAUUGUGAUGUACAGGGAAAUCAGUGCGAAUUUUGUAAUCAUCGUAUCCAGCUAAAUGGUAGUGUUGCAGCCUUUGAAGUUCUAAGAAGUUUGGAGUCCGGAAGACAUUAUAUACUUGCAGAGUUUGGAAAACAAUCUUUAAGUGGACUACCUCCACCCACACAGUGUAUGGUACACAGAGGCGCUUCACAUACCGAAUAUGUCUCUUGCAAUGAAAAGUAUGAUGAUGGAUGCCAUGAAUCGGGUGAAAAAUCCAGUACUUAUAUUACCAUUCGUUUUGAUAUGUAUUGUAAUGGUACAACACAAGCAUACACGGAUUGUGUGGAAUGUGACCCUCAAGAAAGCAAUGGUGCUGGAAACGAUUGUUCUUUGUCUUCCUGUUUUGGAUGUAUGAAACAUCUGCUCAUUGUAGUGGGCGGAUUACUAGUCCUAGUGUUGUUCGAUGUGAUGUGUAUCUAUUGUUGUGUUAGACACAUUGCAAAAAGAAAGAUGCUGGCUAUACAGAAAGAGAAGACCAGGGAACACACGAGUAGACCGAUCUCUGAGGCCAUAACACGUAUCUACAAACAUAUGAACAACUUCGAAGAUCAACACAAUUCGUCGUAUGAUCUGGUGGUGAAUAUGAGUAGAAAGGCCCACUUCAACGCUCUUGAUGAGACGGACACCUCCGAAGAUUACGAUAAGGGAUUUUUCAGACUGGCGAGUCAUAGCGGUGAUUACGACAAGGCUUGGUGCAAUAACUGGUCAUCUACGCCUUCUCCGGACGCCGAUUACGCCAAGGUUCAGGCAAUAAGCAACCAGAUAAUGACCACUGUCCCAGAGGAGGAGAUCUACAGCAAACAACGACUCGAUCCCGAGAGUAUAUACGCAGAUAUAAAUAGAUCAGGCAGUGAAAAGGAAGAGGAGGUGACACCCAAUAUGCGUUCCACCGGAAGCAGCACUCAUAUCCGGGUAGUAAACGAGAGUGUAAAGAUUGGAGGCAAUGGAGGCAUGAAUCAACGAGACAAACAAACGUAUGCAGAAGGUAACUCCGAAACCAUUACACUAGAAAAGAAAGAGAGUAAAAACGACAAACAUGAUAUCUCAGAACGGAAGACUCAAGGAGAAAGACUGAUCAAUGAUAAAUUCGCAGAGGUCUGCUUGAAAAGGGGGCGUGAUCCUUUAGUGAUUGUGGCAGGGAAUAAAGAUAUAAAUUCAAACCAGAGCAACAACAAAAAUAUGAAAGUCCGAAGGUCGAAGCUAAAAAGGGGAAGUAAGGCGGGGAAUAUUUCCAGCGGCGAUGUGGCCUGUAAUUUUCCAGCAAAACGUGGUGAAAAUGAAAACACAAAUGAUGUAUCUAUUUCUACAACGGAAGCGGGCAAGAUGGUGGAUGAAGAAACAGCAAUACUGAUAGAAAACUUGAACAAUAUCUCCUCCAAAACAAAACUGUGAACGGUUAGUGGGGAGAGGACGCCUUUAUAGAGAUGUUGUGGUCAGCGUCUAAGAAUUGUUUGCAAAUAAAAGUUCUCGAGUUGUAUCACCUAGUGAA